Molecule: messenger RNA, 5117 nt
Organism: Xyrauchen texanus (razorback sucker)
Lineage: Eukaryota; Metazoa; Chordata; Actinopteri; Cypriniformes; Catostomidae
Product: galactose-3-O-sulfotransferase 2-like
Exons: 5
Coding region: 335-2194 (619 amino acids)
Biological process (GO): glycolipid biosynthetic process
Cellular component (GO): membrane
Molecular function (GO): galactosylceramide sulfotransferase activity
Source: RefSeq, a predicted model, not a curated record
AGAGGUGCGCUCCGUGUGUAAAUGAAGUCAGUAUAAUAGGAUCACAGUGAGACUGCUAUGGAUUACGUCCGUUGUCAUUACAGCUGACAUCACUGUAAAUUUGUGUCUUAAAUAAGGAACACGCAGGAACUUUGGGGGUGCACCUCAAACUUUAGCACGCCACGUUCACCAUUCUUCAGGAACCAAUCCGUCGUUCGCGGGAGGAGUCCGACGAGUGGACCUGAGGGACAAAGAGCAGCAUUUCCUGAGUUCGGCGGAGCCUUAGAGGAGUCAGAAGGUCUAAGGUCCGGUGGGGGGGUUAUCAGGGGUCUCGACCCCGAUAUACGCGAGCGAUAUGCUCCCGCUUCAGAGAGGCGCGAGCCGGGAGCAAAGAUUAUUCCACUGGCGGACCACCUCCGCAUGGACCACGUGUCUGAGAGUUGCAUGUUUCAGUCGCUUACGUUUUAUGUGGUUCACGCUAAUGGUCUUGACUCUCCUCUGUGUGGCGCUGCAAAUGCUCGGUGUGGUCCGGCAGGCCAGGAGCUCAAGGGUUUUGAAUCUUGUGAGCGAGCAGUUGGUCAGAUUGCCUGCAGAAAAUCUUUGGUCUGUUUCAGCGGCCAUUGAUAAUGGCCCAAUGGCCCAACAUCUUUCCAUACAAAGAAAUUACAAAGGUGCUGAAACUCGUAUAGAAGAUGGAAGAGGCCAAGUCUUGGAGGCUGCAAGAAAAAAGUUAGAGACAUCUUCACAUAAUAUAGUAACAUCAAACAGAUAUCCCCCAACCACCAAAGCAGCUCCACCAACAGUGGUAGUGAAUAAACUUGACCAAGAAUUUGCAAAACUAUUUCCAAACCUCCACCAGCCAAAUAGCCCAGCUAACCCUGAGAGUACCAUACAAAAGUCGGGACUAAGUGAAAUUCACAAAGUGCCACCCGCUAAUGGCAUUCUUGACAAUGCUGAUAAAUAUAAAGUAAAUACACCGAAGGACACAAGUGUCAUGUGUCAAGCCAAGAACCACAUUGUCUUUCUCAAAACACAUAAGACUGCCAGCAGUACCAUAUUGAACAUACUCUAUCGAUAUGGGGACAGUCACAACCUGACCUUUGCUUUACCACUGAAUAUGCACAGCCAGUUAUUCUACCCAUCGUUUUUUGCUGCUCACUUUGUGGAGGGCAGCAGGACUCGCAGUAAGAAAGAAUUCCACAUCCUGUGCAAUCAUAUGAGAUUCAAAUCACAAGAGGUUAGAAAGCUGAUGCCUAAGGACACAUUCUACUUCUCCAUUCUUCGGAAUCCGGUGGAAAUGAUGGAAUCUCUCUUUGUUUACUACAAAGCGAUCCCAGCGUUCCGUAUUGUCAAAAGCCUUGAGGAGUUCCUAAUCAAGGGUGGGCAGAGCUACAAUGCCUCUAUGCCUAAUAACCACUAUGCACGUAAUAUUUUGACCUUUGACUUUGGUCUGGACAGCACAGCGCCUCAGAAUGAAAUAGACUUGGACAGGCGUAGCGCCGAGAUCAUUGCUGCCGUGGAACGUGAUUUUGAGCUGAUUCUUAUUUCAGAGUAUUUCGAUGAAUCUGUGGUGCUUCUAAAACACGCCCUCUGCUGGACACUGGAUGACGUUUUGUCUUUCCGGCUAAAUAGUCGCAGCGAGCGCUCUCGGCGACCACUGACCCCAGAAACCGCAGAGCGGAUAAAAGAGUGGAAUUCGCUAGACUGGCGAUUGUACCUGCACUUUAAUGCUACUUUCUGGAAACGCAUAGAUGACACACUUGGUCGGACUAAGCUUCAACGGGAAGUAGAGCUUCUGAAGGCUAGGAGGAGGAAGCUUGAGGAAACUUGUCUUCUGGGAGGUGGGGCUGUAGAUCCUGCGCAAGUCCAGGAUUCAUUGUUAAAACCAUUUCAGUAUGGUGCAGCAGUUAUUCAAGGUUAUAACCUCCGUUUAGGGCUAAACAAUGAGACUCGUCAGCUUUGUCAGAGACUGAUUAUGCCUGAACUUCAGUACACAUCUGCUCUGUACAUCAAACAGUUCCCUCAGCUAGCGGCUGCUCGUGCAUCUGUUGCAAAAAAGAUUGCGGCCUCUAGAAACUCAUCUAGCACACACAGAGCUGUUAAGCGCAAUACAGAUAAACUAACUGAGUCAAAUAUACACAUAACAAUGACAAACAAUCCCUCACGUAACAAUCCAUAUAUAGCCAAAGCGCAACAUAGAGACUACUUACAGUAGCAGCUAAAUCUAGUGUUUAUAAUGUGACACAAUGUACAGGUAAUUCUGAUGUACACUGUAACAAACAGUAAAAAAACAAAGAAAUUAGAAGAAACUCAUAUAAACAAACCACACACAAACACACACAUGCUUACAGAACCAAAAGAAUUUGCUAUAUUUAAUUGUCUCAUGAUUAACUCAACCUCAUGCCAUCCCAGAUGUGACUUACUUUCUUCUGCUGAGCAAAAAUUAAGAUUUUUAGAAGAAUAUUUCCUGCUCUGUUGGUCCAUUCAAUGCAAGUGAAUGGUAGCCAGAAAUGUUAAGCUCCAAAAAGCACAUAAAGGCAGCAUAAAUGUAAUCAAUAUGACUUCAGUGGAUACAAAUUAUAUCUUCAGAAGCGAUAUGAUAAGUAUGGUUGAGAAACAUAGCGAUAUUUGAGUCCUAAGUCCUUUCCUACAUUCACUCUCUUCUCUCCUAAGAUUCAGGGGCGUUUCUAGAGACUCAGGGGCCCCAGGCAAAAAGGGCCUUUUCCUAUUCCUCUUGCUUUCAUUUCCUUUUAAUAUGCCCGGAUGGGUAAAUCCGCUUCAUGGUCCGUCUUUUAAUUUUGACAGCAAGCUCGUAGCAUGGAGGCUCCUUCGGGGGGGUUCUGGAUAUGUCAUUGCAGAGUCUUGUACGAGCAAAUAAUACUAAUAGUAUUAUACUAAUAGUAUACUAAAUAAUAAUAGUACUUCUUUUGUUUUUGAUGAUUCACUUUCUUUGUGCAUAUUGUUACUUACUGGGCAGGAAGAAGAAUAUAUAGUUAAAAAGGACUUAAAUAUUGAUUGUUUCUCACCCACACCUAUCAUAUCUCUUCUGAAGUUAUGGAUUACUUUUAUGCUGACUUUAUGUGCUUUUUGGAGCUUUUAAGAUUUGGUCACCAUUUAAUUGCAUUGUAUGGACUGUCAGAGCUGAGACGUUCUUCUAAAAACCUUUGUUAGUGUUCAGCAGAACAAAGUAUGUCAUCCACAUCUGGGACAGCAUAAGGGUGAGUAAACGAUAAGAGAAUUUUCGUUUUUGUGUGAACUAUUCCUUUAACGAGCCGUUUGAUAGGAACACAUUUCAAAAAACACAUUAGUUCCAUUCAGCGCAGUUAAUAUUUAUUGGUACAAUGCUUUUAACAAUGGAACUGUACAGAGUUCAAGUGUAAUUUCCAGGAAGUAAGCUCAAAGUUAUAGUUGGGAGUAAGAAGUGGAGACAUUGAAGACAGCUUGAGAGGAGCCAGCGCUUAAAAUGGAAAACCAUUUUUCUGGAGAAAAAUAAAUAAAUAAUACAUGCUAUUAAGACCUGAGGUAUCAUGGCCUAAGGGCUGAGCCAAAAUAUGUUGGGCUAUGGCAGAAAAAAAUUAAUUCUGAUGAAAAUCCUCUGAUGUUCAUUAUAAAGGGGUCAUAUCACGAGGAGACAAACUAUCUUUGCAGGCAUCCCAACCUGCAAAAAGUCAUUUCAGGGAGGUAUCCCGGACCCCCCCCAAAAGAUAUAAAAGCAUAAUAUAUAAUUUCUUUAGGUUAUAGGCCUAUGCAAUUAUUUGUUAAUUAUGUAGAUUACUUUUAAUAUAAACUGCUUAUACUAUUUAUGUAAACUGCUUUUAUUUAUAUUCCAUUGCAACUUUAAACAGGUCUAAGGAGUUUAUUGUUUUCAUGUAGCCUAGGUAACUAGCCGGCCUGAAUAAAUGAAACUUGUUUAACUCACCUCAACAUGUCUUUUACAAUCAUUUAACCCGCCAUGGGCAAUGCUGAAGUCACUGUUACAAACUGUACAGCGUGCAAGACUGUCAUUAUGUUUCACUCUUAUUAGACAGUGGUACACUUUCGUGUAGUCUGGCGUAAAAUGUGUCUUAUAUUUUCGCUUUUUGGGGCACUCUCCCUCUGCCAUGGCGCUCCUGUGUCUAGAUACACUGAACUGAUUCGGGAGAAGAGAUAAACGCCCCGGAAGAAGAAUGUUCGGGAGAAGAGAUAAAAGCCCGCCCACACUGACAAUUGAUUGGUUGACUUACCGAAACAGGCCAAUCAGGAUGCGCUCUGUCUUACAUGCACUUCUUGAUGUACACACGCGCACACACACACGCAAGUUCUCUCGCUCUCUCCCUCUCUGCCGUGCGCGCUACACGGUUUGGAGCACAGUCUAACCGCUCUUGCUCGCUCUUGAUUCCGGGAGAUUUUAACUAAUUUGCGGGCAUCAGGGAGCCGCUAUCAAUACGCGGGAGACUCACGGAACUUCCGGGAGACUUGGGAUGUCUGUCUUUGAUCUCUUGAGAAACCAUACUGUAACAUCUCAUAUCAUGGUUAAGCUUUAACUAACUCCAGCAAAAACAAUAAUACCUGAUAUAUUUUGGGUAAUUCAAAAAGUCAUGGUUUUGGCUACUGAAAAUCCAAAAGAUUCUGAUUAAAUUGUGUGCACAUGGUGUGAGAAAUAAAAAUCAGGUGUGAUUCUUUGUCUUACAUUACUUAUUUCCCUUGCACCUUAUAUUCUGAUGUGAAACUUUUCCCUUCUAAAUCAGAAGAGGUAUAUUGUGUCUGUUCAGCUGUUGGACAUUCUGUACCACACUGGCUAAAUAUGUCCUAGUUUUUUCCCCUCUCCAAACCAGGGAUUCAGGUUUCCUGUUUGAUGAUUUAGUCAAAAGAUGAUAUAUUAUGUAGGCAAAGUAUUGUUGUCUUUGUGAUUGACCUAGUUGUGAAGUGGUAGUUAUAACACUUAUUGGAAUAUAGGGCUACGGUUUAAAAUACUAACAUACUGUAUGACAGCAGAGCUAUUACAAUUUGGAGAAUAUCUUAAAGAUCAUUUUGUAAAUCCAGAUGUUUAUUUUUGUAUUGUCAGACUGUGUGGCUUUGUCGAACAGAAAUGUUGUAAAAUUGCAGAAAGAGUAAAAUAUAUGACACUUUGGCAAAAUCAUAUACAUAGAAAUCAAAGU